AUGAACGCACCAUCAUUCCGCGUGGAGAGAGGAGCAGAUGGGAGAAUGCUUCUCCAUUACUACUCCGAUCGGAGCGGUCUGUGCCACAUUGUACCAGGUAUCAUUGAGGCUGUGGCUAAAGACUUCUUUGACAUUGAUGUGACCAUGGAUAUCCUCAGCAUGAAUAAGGAAGAGGAGAGGACAGGAAAGAAAGAGCAUGUUGUGUUUCUGGUUGUGCAGAAGUCUCACAGACAGAGGGAAAGGGCAAGGCCAAACAGGUUACUGGACAAUCAGGAUGCCCAGAGAGACCCGGAGGCCCUGGAGGGAGCUUUCCUGAGGAUGAAAGGGAAAUAUUUGGGUGUCUCUGUUUGCCCUGUGAAGAAAUCCCACUGGGAAGUUGUGAGAAGUAUAGUUACGUGUGGAAAAGGGCAUCUCGUGAACACCUUUGUGCCAGUUUAUCCCGAGCGGCUCUGGAUUGAACAGAAGACAUUCUGCAAUGCUUUUCCUUUCCACAUUGUAUUUGAUGAAUCACUGAGGGUCAAGCAAGCUGGCGUGAACAUUCAGAAGUAUGUCCCAGGACUCCAAACCCAGAAGAUUCGAUUAGAUGAGUAUUUCUCCAUCAUUCAUCCCCAAGUUACCUUCAACAUUUUCAGCAUCUGCAAAUUUAUCAACAGUCAGUUUGUUCUGAAGGCACGCAGAGAAAGAAUGCCCCAGGCAUGGAAAAGUCAGCCUGCACUCAAACUGCGAGGCCAGAUGAUCUGGAUGGAGUCCGUGCGGUGCAUGAUAUACUUGUGCUCCCCGAAGCUCCGCAGCCUGCAAGAGCUAGAGGAGCGUAGGAUGCACCUGUCUGACAUCGCCCCCCACGACACCACCCGGGACCUCGUGCUCCUGAACCAGCAGCGGCUGGCUGAGAUCGAGCUGUCCAACCAGCUGGAGAGGAAGAAGGAGGAGCUGCGGGUCCUCUCCAAGCACUUGGCCAUAGAGAAGAAGAAAACAGAGACCCUGCUUUAUGCCAUGCUGCCGGAACAUGUGGCCAACCAGCUGAAGGAGGGCAAAAAGGUUGCCGCGGGAGAAUUUAAAACCUGCACAAUUCUUUUCAGUGAUGUGGUGACAUUUACGAACAUCUGUGCUGCCUGCCACCCUAUCCAAAUAGUGAACAUGCUGAAUUCAAUGUAUUCCAAGUUUGACAGAUUAACCAGUGUCCACGAGGUCUACAAAGUGGAAACCAUAGGAGAUGCUUACAUGGUGGUAGGGGGCGUGCCCGUGCCCAUUGGAAGCCAUGCUCAAAGAGUGGCUAACUUUGCCUUGGGGAUGAGAAUUUCUGCAAAAGAAGUGAUGAAUCCUGUUACUGGAGAGCCCAUCCAGAUCAGAGUGGGGAUCCACACGGGACCAGUCUUAGCAGGUGUGGUGGGAGACAAGAUGCCGCGGUACUGUUUGUUUGGUGACACUGUGAACACUGCUUCUAGGAUGGAAAGUCACGGGCUUCCCAACAAAGUGCACGUCAGCCCCACGGCCUACAGAGCUCUGGAAAAUCAAGGGUUUGAAAUAAUUGAGAGGGGUGAAAUUGAAGUGAAAGGGAAAGGGAAAAUGACCACAUACUUUCUGAUCCGGAACCUGCAUGCCUCAGAGGAUGAGAUCAUGGGCAGACCUCAAAGCCUGCUUGAUCACAAGGCCUCUGAUGAAAUGACACCUGGAGGGAGUUCAGAGGCAGGACAGGGCUCCGUGGAGGCAGCUGACAGGCAGCGGUCUUCGGAUCAGACAGAGACACCUCACUUUCCUAAUGACGCUCUGCCGUCUGGUUUCUGCGCUCUGCUGUAA
Messenger RNA from Suricata suricatta (meerkat), 1797 nucleotides. RefSeq names its product guanylate cyclase soluble subunit beta-2-like. The record is from RefSeq and is a predicted model, not a curated record. Gene Ontology annotation, cellular component: guanylate cyclase complex, soluble. Gene Ontology annotation, biological process: response to oxygen levels; cGMP biosynthetic process. Lineage: Eukaryota; Metazoa; Chordata; Mammalia; Carnivora; Herpestidae. Bases 1 to 1797 code for a protein of 598 amino acids. Gene Ontology annotation, molecular function: heme binding; guanylate cyclase activity. The transcript is spliced from 11 exons.